Molecule: messenger RNA, 3184 nt
Organism: Octopus bimaculoides (California two-spot octopus)
Lineage: Eukaryota; Metazoa; Mollusca; Cephalopoda; Octopoda; Octopodidae
Biological process (GO): G protein-coupled receptor signaling pathway; cell surface receptor signaling pathway
Cellular component (GO): membrane
Molecular function (GO): G protein-coupled receptor activity
Source: RefSeq, a predicted model, not a curated record
CUUGAGGAAAAAACUUUCAGAAUCAGGAAUUACAAUCUCAACAGCCAGAAACUGUUUACAGUCCUGGAAGAUAUACAAUUGAAAUCAGCAAGUAACAUUCCAGACGUAGUUGGCGGAACAGCUUCCUUCUCCCACUUUUAGGAGUGUCAUGAGGACUUGAAAUAUGUUCCUGUCACAUAUACAACAGUUGAUUGCUUCAAGGGAAAAACUGUCUACCUAUUUAAGAAACAAUAUUUUAUUAUCGAAAAUAUAAAAACACUAACUCAAGGACAAAGUUCUCACACCGGAAUUCAAAAUGUUCCAGUACUCCAAGAAUCUACUAAUCAUUUUUCUGAUAGCUCUUGGCGACGAAGUUAUUCAACAGUCAAGUUGUUUUACAAACAAUCCCGAAUGUAAUCCAACAAUGUGUAUCAGUUGUUCGUGUAACAAUUAUUGUUACCUGUAUAAUGAAUGUUGCUCACAUUCGGUAAAUCAAACUAUUAUAAACCAAAGAACAUUGUCAACAGAUUACAGUUGCAGGAAAAUUGAUGCUAACAGUUAUUUCAUGUUUGACCGCUGUCCAAGCGACCAUUCAUUUACAGAACACAUUACCUACUGUGAAGCACCAGAUGAGAAUGAUCAAUUAUACAACAUACCUGCUUUUGGAAAACAAACUAAAAGACUUUACAGGAAUUUGUUCUGUGCUCUGUGUAACGGAGAGGAAUACAUAUUAUGGACAGUUCACUACAAAUGUAAUCAGGUGAUGGAUAUAGAUUUCUCUCUCUUCCCUGACAGACAGAUACAGAAUCACUGUCAAGUAUUGUUUGAAGCGCCAUCAGACUAUACAGAUUACAAAUACCAAUGUAUUCAUUACGUUGCAAAAUGUCCUCCAAACGUUACCAAUACUUCUUUAGUUUCUUCGUGUAUGUUUGGGCCAAUGGCUAUUGUGGAAUCAAAUGGAACUACUUUUAGGAACACUCACUGCGCCAUCUGCAACGGUAUUCAUAUUAACGAUAUUCUCUGUAAUGCAUCUAUCUAUGGAAAUAUUUCAUAUGGAACGCCCAGACAACAAUAUCCUCUAACAAUAAUAUUUAACUAUAAUAAUAAUAAUUUUGAAGUUUCAAAUAAUGGGCAACAUAAACUUUAUUCGAAAAAGCUACCCUCUUGUUCACAAGGAUUUAUUUACGAUGAAAAAAUGAAACAAUGUCGGCAAGUUUACUAUAAUUCUAUAUUAAAUUGUACAGCUAAAAGACUGGAAAAAUCUGAAUAUUACAUCACCAGUGAUGGGUAUCUUUAUCUAAAUGCUUCCCACAUUCUGCUCAACCAAUCAGCAUUCAUUCAAGAUCCACAAGGCAUAAGUAUUUGUGUAAAUAACAGAACAGAGGUGAUGGGAAAAUAUUAUACUUUUGCAAGCUAUAUCACAUUAGUAGGAUUAGUGACUUCUAUUCCUGCUCUAUUCAUCACUAUCAUAGUUUAUUUUUGUAUACCUGAUCUCCUUACAUUACCAGGUAAACUUCUCAUUAGUCUUUUAGUAUCAUUGUUUACAGCAGAACUCCUGCUACUUAUCUCACCACAAGUUACAUCAAGUUCCUUGUGUUCAACAAUAGCUAUUAUGAUGCAUUAUUUUUUCCUGGCGGCUUUCUUCUGGAUGAAUGUCAUGUCAUUUGAUGCCUGGUACACUUUUUCAGGAUUUACACCGCUUCGAAGUACAGAAAAAGAUACAAAGAGACUUGUCUACUAUUCUUUAUAUGCUUGGAUAUGUCCCCUUAUAAUUGUGACAGUGUCACUCAUAUUUCAAUAUGCACCCGGGAACCAUGGACUUUCUCCAGAAUAUGGAAAAGGAUUUUUUUGUUGGAUUACAAAUAUAAAAUCUCGAUUGUGGCUCUUUGCAGCGCCCGUAAUAAUAAUUUUGUUACUUAAUAUAUGUUCUUUCAUACUCACUGCCAGAGGUCUCUAUUUAGCAAGUAAAAACUCCUCUAAAUAUCUGGAAGUAAAGAAUAAGACGAAAUUUAAGGUUUAUUUUAAGCUAAGCCUUUUAAUGGGCUUAACAUGGAUAUUUAGCUUCUUUCCAAAAUUGAAUGAAAUCGGUGUAGUUUUUCUUAUAUCCUGUAUUUUAAAUUCCUUUACUGGGUUAAUAAUUAGCAUAUUCUUUUUGUCAACGAAAAUUGUAAGACGUCAUUUUCGUCUUAAAUGCUACCAAAGAUAUUACAAAAAGGAAUGCAAACAUACUGACAUAUCUAUCAGUUCUAACAAAACGCAGUUGACUAAUGUACAUAUAUAGUGUUAUUUAUAAACGUAUCCUAAACAACUUUACGGGUUUAAAUUAAUAUUCAGUCUAUGGUAAAAUCUAGUCCACAAAUCGCUUACCGUCGUAAUCAUGUAAAUGCAUUGCUUGAAAGCUAAAUGCAAAGCAGGUACACCUGUAUUCAAACAGUUGAUCACAUUCAUAUUUACACACAUGCACAUACAUACAUACACACACACACACACACACACAACACACACAUACACACAACACACACACACACACACACACACACACACACACACACACACACCACACGGAUGGGCCCAACCUAUCAAGUUUACCUGUCAUUAAAUAUGGACAAGCUAGAAAGCAAUGCGCUAACAUCCAUUAUUCCCGCACUUUUUCCAAAUACCUAUAUCACAUUCUGGUGCUGAGCUUUCCUUGUGAAGAGGCAAUUAAUAUAUGCAAUAUAUCCAACAAUAAGGGGUGAACACAUAAAUUUCGAAAUAGUAUAUCCUGACGACACAUCAAAUCUCUUUAUCUCUCUUUUUCUGUCUCGUUCCUUCUCGCUCUGUUAUUCCCUCCUUCUCUUUAUCUCUCCCCCAUCUCACUCUGCUCCAUUUUCAGUUCAAAUCACAGAGAAGGUGAUCUUCAAAAUCAAUGUUUAGCAGAAAACUGCCUGCAAGGGUUUAUUUCUGCACUACAAAUCCCCAGUACUUCCCAGGUCUAAUAUUGAUUACAUAUGAUAAAACUGGCAAAACUAAAACUUCCAAUGCAUGGUAACAUUCAACGUCUCCCCAACAUCUUUUACUAGAGAGCGUCUAGAUAAUAUUGGUUUAGAACAAGGCUAGCAAUUUUCAGGGGAGAAAUAUUUUUGUUGAAAUAUUUUAGUUGAAACACGCUGUCUUUUAUUUCAGUUAAUUUUUAAAAUAAAGAUUGAUCGGAUUUUUGUUGAAA